Molecule: messenger RNA, 378 nt
Organism: Rangifer tarandus platyrhynchus (Svalbard reindeer)
Lineage: Eukaryota; Metazoa; Chordata; Mammalia; Artiodactyla; Cervidae
Source: the annotation of a GenBank genome assembly
AUGCCAAAUCUUGAGUUUCUUCUCUUGGCUCCUGGCUCCUCAAGAUGUGGUGAAUUCCAGAGCCGUUUGGAAGUUGGAGGGGCUCCAGGGGCAGGGCUGGGGGAGGGACAGGACUCUUCCCAGGCUGGUGCUCCCCCAGGAGCUCCAAUCCAGGGGAUCUCCAUGGGGCUUCGAUCAGCAGGAGGCUUGGUGCUGAGGAGCUUCCUGCCUUGUGGCUCCUGCCUCAGGUCGGAGGUGAGUGGUGGUCCGAAUGGUCGGUCAUCUUGGCUGUGGCACUGUUCAGUCAGCUUGGGGAAGAAAGAUCCUCCUGUUCAGCUUCCCCAUCCACCACCUAAAUUCUCCUUGCUGGACAUUUCCUUAGCUAGCAGUAGAUGGUGA